CACUCGCUGCUGCGGCGCGACGCGCUGAGCGCCGCCAAGGAGGUGCUCUACCACCUCGACAUCUACUUCCGCAGCCAGCUGCAGAGCGCCCCGCUGCCGCUCGUCGACAAGGGCCCCGCCGAGCUGGUCGACGAGUUCCUCUUCCAGGUGCCCAAGGAGCGCGGCGCCCCGCCCAAGAGAUUAAAUUCGCUUCAAGAACUUCAACUGCUUGAGAUAAUGUGCAAUUAUUUCCAAGAACAAACCAAGGAUUCAGUCCGGCAGAUCAUUUUCUCAUCUCUCUUCAGUCCUCAAGGAAACAAAGCGGAUGACAACAGGAUGGCGUUACUGGGAAAGCUGGUUUCCAUGGCAGUUGCUGUGUGCAGAGUUCCUGUUUUGGAAUGUGCUGCCUUCUGGCUCCAGCGUACCCCUGCUGUCUACUGUGUGAGGCUUGCUCGGGCUUUGGUUGAUGACUACUGCAACUUGGUGCCAGGGUCCAUCCAAACACUGAAACAGAUAUUCAGUGCCAGUCCUCGAUUCUGCUGCCAGUUCAUCACCUCGGUCACGGCUCUGUACGACCUCUCUUCAGAUGACCUCAUCCCUCCUUCAGACCUGCUCGAGCUGAUUGUUUCCUGGAUCUUUGAAGACCCCCGCUUGAUCCUCAUUACCUUUCUAAACACUCCUAUUGCAGCCAACCUGCCCAUCGGGUUCUUAGAGCUUACCCCACUCACCGGACUGAUCCGCUGGUGCGUGAAGGCCCCCUUGGCUUAUAAAAGGAAGAAGAAAGCCUCUCUCUCAAAUGGACACCCCCCCAGCAAAAUUGCUAAAGACUCGGCUGCAGGAGAUGACAAGGACUGCCAUCAGCUGUACUCAAAACUGCAUUUAAGUGUCCUGCAGGUUCUCAUGAUGCUUCAGGGGCACUUAACAGAGAAGAACCUUUACGGACGCCUGGGGCUUGUGCCCUUUGACCACGUGGUUCCACUUGUUGAGGAAAUUAACAGGCUAUCUGAUGAACUCAAUCCUCUCAAUGCGUCCAAAGAGAUUGAACUGGCCCUAGACAGGCUGGCUCAGGCUCUGCAAGUGGCCAUGGCAUCAGGAGCACUGCUGUGCACUAGAGAUGAUUUGAGAACUGUAUGCUCCAGGCUACCACAUAACAACCUGCUCCAGCUGGUGAUUUCAGGCCCAGUACAACAACCAACCCACGGCGCUUUGCCGCCAGGAUUUUAUCCACAUAUCCAUACUCCUCCUCUGGGCUAUCCCACACAUGCAGCACACCCUGCGCUACCUGCACACCCAGCUCACCCGGCUCACCCAGCGCUCCCAGCUCACCCUGUACAAACAUUUAUACCAGGAAUGACAUUCCCCUACAGACCUAUUCGCUAAAAAAUAAACUGCAAAAUGUAACCAGCUUCCCCUAGUUUGAGGCAGCCUUGCAGAGGAAACCAAAUGUUUUGGGAACCACGUUUUUCUCCUUCACUUUAAACCUGAGCAAUGCCUGCAUUGAAGGAUCAGCCCUUCGGGAGUAGCGACGACACGGACGAGUAGGCUGCACUUGCCUUGAAUGUGCAAUGCAAAU
Messenger RNA from Tinamus guttatus (white-throated tinamou), 1552 nucleotides. It is a transcript of the gene INTS15, whose product is annotated as integrator complex subunit 15. NCBI's taxonomy places the organism in Eukaryota, Metazoa, Chordata, Aves, Tinamiformes, Tinamidae. The record is from RefSeq and is a predicted model, not a curated record.